Molecule: messenger RNA, 1676 nt
Organism: Cuscuta epithymum
Lineage: Eukaryota; Viridiplantae; Streptophyta; Magnoliopsida; Solanales; Convolvulaceae
Source: the annotation of a GenBank genome assembly
CUCAUAACAAACACCUUCCAAAAUCCCAUCCCUUUUAGGGAUUUGUGCAUAUAAACACCCGAAAAGUAGAAACAGCUCAAGAACAGAAUGCGCAUUAUGUUCGCUGAUAUAUAAAGCUUUCAUAAUCACCCCAUCCUUAUAACUUGAGACAAUCUUACGGAUUUUAAAUUGUGAAAAACUCGAAGACGCUGUGUACUUGGAGUGGUGGCAGCCAUAUUUUAUUUUAUACUUCCCGUCAAAGACAUGGCUCGUUCCCCUGGCCAUCUUUCAUCCGGGGUGACUAUAUGCCUGCAAUGUGGCGACCAGGGAUUCAAUAAUGCUUUUGUCUUCUGUGUCAAGUGUCUGGAGUUUGCUGUGCAUCGGUACUGCCUAGAUACCAUUCCAGAAACUUUUGAUGAAUUUGUGAGAUGGAUUUGUGACGAGUGUAAGGUGAAAGAUCCAAACAAACUCCUUGUCCAAAACCCUGAAGGCAACCAUAAUGUCUCUAAGAAAGCUAAGGAGAAUAGAGAUGAGAGUUUUAUGAUCUCCCAGCAGAUGCGUGAGGAAUGUGCUAAGAUUGACUUAGCAAAAGCAUCUAAGCUUGCAGGUCAUAGUUCAGUUGGGGAAGUGCAUGAGGGAGAGAAACAUCAUACAACAUCCAUGUUAGUCGGGGAAGAUGGACGAAGCAAUGGAUCCUGUGUUGAGUACUUUGAUAGAAGUACACAGGAUCAUCAACCAUCUGGAGGGCGUCCCGUUAGUGAAAUUAUUUGGGAGGGAUGUUUCAAAAUAUGCAACAAAGAUUAUGAGAUCUUUGACGGACUUGUAGCUCAUUUAUCAGUUAAAGCAUCUGAGAAGGUUUACAAGGAAGCAACUUUAUUUCCACCCAUGCUUAAACUAGAAAUGCUCCCCAAAGCUGUUGUUUGGCCUAACAGCUUCCGUACUAAAGGGCCAACAGAUGAAAACAUCGCCUUGUAUUUCUUCCCGGCUAAUGUAAAAUGCGAAUGGAGUUUUGAUUAUUUAGUGGAGAUACUAAUGCAAGAGGAGCUGGCUAUGAAAACCACAUUGACGAAUGCUGAGCUUUUGGUAUUUACCUCCCAAGAACUGCCACUGCAAUACUGGAGAUUCCAAGGGAAGUAUUAUCUGUGGGGAGUAUUCAUUCAGAGGAAAGCCAUCAAGGAAUAGUGAUAUUCCUCCUUCAAAGAGGCGCAUAUAACAUCAACACUAUCCAUAGAUGAAAUGCUUUGAAGAUUUGGACUCUUGAGGCGAGGAAUGCAGUGUAGACUGAUUUAUCUAACAAUGUAUUUAGGGGGUGUUUGGAUCUGAUUCUUAAAAUUGCCCCUGCUCCUUCAGGGAGCAGAAACAGAAGUCAGAGUGUUUGAGUAAAAGUGCAGAAGUAAUUCUGAUGUUUAGAAUCAAUAUUUUUAGAAGCUCUAGGGGGUCAGCUUCUGUAAACUGAUUCUGCUUCUGCUUUAAAAAUUAGCAGAAGCAAAAUCAGUUCCAAACACCUCCUUACUCCGUAUAAUACUUUUUCUCAAUUGUUUAAAAUUAAUAUCUAAAAGGUUAUACUUAUGUUGUGAAGGUUAGGUCAUCUAGGGUGAGGAAUGCAGACUGAUUUAUCAGAGAAUGUAGUUAAAUGAUUGAGUGUGACAGUACUAUUACCUAUGGCUUUGACCAUAACUAAAAUAGGAUACAAAAAG